UGGUGCUAGACAGUGCUUGCUUGCCUGCUAUAAAUAAGCAACAAAGCUCUCUCAAAGUGCAGGGUAGUGUAGUGCUGUGUUGGGUUUGCUUCGAUCUCCCUGUGUCUCUGUCCCUCCGUGGGUGUUCAUUGCAUUAGCUAUAGCUUUCUUCUGCCUGACAAAGAUAAUCUAUCAGUAGGAAAAACAAAAAAAAAGAAGGGGAAAAGGAAUGGGAGCACUCGACUACCUUUCGAACUUCUGCACUGUCGACAGCACUAGCACGAGAAGCAGGCGCAGAGCCAUGCAGUAUAUGUGUUAUGUUUUCAUCAUGUCUCCGUCUCUCUUUACCGAGUACCUGCUAGCCAUGCCACGCCAUGAUCAUGAUUUGUUUUCUCUCCCCUUGCCUCACUCUUCUUCACUCUUCAGACAGUUGAGAUCAAAGUUAAGAUGGACUGUGAUGGCUGCGAGAGAAGAGUUAAAAGUGCUGUCAACUCCAUGAGAGGUGUGAGGUCGGUGGAGGUGAACCGGAAGCAAAGCAGGGUGAUCGUGAGCGGUUAUGUGGACCCGCACAAGGUGCUAAAGAAGGUGAAGAGCACGGGAAAGAGAGCUGAGUUCUGGCCUUACAUCCCUCAGCAUUUGGUCUAUUACCCUCACGCCUCUCAGGCCUACGACAAGAAGGCCCCUGCUGGUUAUGUCCGGAACGUCGUGCAGGCCUUCCCGGCCGGUAACUCCGACGCACCAGAGGAGAGGAUGAUCUCUCUCUUUAGCGAUGAUAAUGUCAAUGCGUGUUCUGUCAUGUGAAGAGCUAGCUAUAUGAAGUUAAAUCGAGUAGUACUGUACAUGUACGUAACAAUAGUCUCGAGUUUUGUGGGAGGCUGGUUGUGAUCCUGAGAUGUUUAUCGAGUCGAAAAAUCUACGUUCGAGCCGUUUCAAUUUC
This is a messenger RNA of Punica granatum (pomegranate), 916 nucleotides long. NCBI's taxonomy places the organism in Eukaryota, Viridiplantae, Streptophyta, Magnoliopsida, Myrtales, Lythraceae. The record is from RefSeq and is a predicted model, not a curated record.